ACUACUGGAAGUAGCUUCGCGUCCACGCGGGCCGCCAUUCCAGACGCUACCGUCUGUUCGACAAAAUUCCUCAGCCAACCUCUCCCCGCCGCCUAGAAAUAGUCUCAGUCGCUCUGCUCCUCUCUUCCGACCACUCCGCCACCAUGCACCCUCCUCCUCUUCCGCCACUCUCCACCGGCACCGGAUCCGGUGAUCCCCAACGAGCUGCCGUCGAAGCGGAACAGGAUUCCCCAACUUGGCGGCAGCUUAGCGACUUCAGCGCCACGGUCGGUGGAAAAAGAUUCCCGUCGCCCGCCAGCUACGCCAAUCUGAGGCCUAGGUCGGUGGGGGAUAUGGCGACCCUCGCGCCAUCCGAGAAGAAGAUCGUGGAAGGCGAGUUCGGCUACGUUCUCGAGGAUGUACCGCAUUUCACAGAUUACCUUCCCGAUUUGCCCACAUAUUCAAAUCCUCUCCAAGAUAAUCCAGCUUAUUCCGUUGUAAAUCAGUAUUUUGUUAACGCGGAUGACACUGUUCCAGAGAAGGUUGUGGCUCAGAAAAGCAGCCCAAGAGGCAUUCAUUUUCGACGAGCUGGUCCUCGUCAAAGGGUAUACUUUGAAUCAGAAGAUGUUUAUGCAUGCAUCGUAACUUGUGGAGGCCUUUGUCCUGGGCUUAAUACUGUGAUCAGGGAAUUAGUAUGUGGAUUAUCCUACAUGUAUGGCGUCAAAAAAAUUGUUGGCAUACAGGGUGGUUAUAGGGGAUUCUAUGCUCGCAACACUAUGCCUUUGACACCAAAGAUUGUCAAUGAUAUUCACAAGCGUGGUGGUACAGUCCUUGGAACAUCAAGAGGUGGGCAUGAUGCUAUGAAAAUAGUUGACAACAUUCAAGAUCGUGGUAUUAAUCAGGUUUAUAUUAUAGGUGGAGAUGGAACACAAAAGGGAGCUUCUCUGAUUUUUGAGGAAAUACGAAAACGUAACCUUCAAGUUGCUGUUGCUGGGAUUCCAAAGACAAUAGAUAAUGAUAUUAUGGUCAUAGACAAAUCUUUUGGUUUUGAUACUGCUGUCGAAGAGGCCCAGCGUGCCAUCAAUGCUGCACAUGUAGAAGCUGAAAGUGUUGAGAAUGGCAUAGGAGUUGUCAAAUUUAUGGGUCGCCACAGUGGAUUCAUUGCUAUGUAUGCUACUCUUGCCAGUAGGGAUGUGGAUUGCUGCUUAAUCCCAGAAUCACCAUUUUAUUUGGAAGGGAAAGGUGGACUUUUUGAAUAUAUAGAAAAAAGGUUGAAAGACAAUGGGCACAUGGUUAUUGUUGUUGCCGAGGGUGCUGGACAAGAACUUGUCGCCGAAAGCAUUCAACCCACAGGUCACGAAGAUGCUUCUGGAAACAAAUUGCUUCUUGAUAUAGGAUUAUGGUUAUCUCAAAAGAUUAAGGGUUAUUUCACAAGCAACCAAAAGAUGGUGAUUAAUCUCAAGUACAUAGAUCCGACCUACAUGAUCCGAGCUAUUCCCAGUAUUGCCUCUGACAAUGUCUACUGCACUCUUUUGGCACAAAGUGCUGUUCAUGGGGCAAUGGCAGGAUACACUGGUUUUACAACUGGCCUAGUUAAUGGCAGGCACACGUACAUACCAUUCCAUAGGGUUACCCAAAAGCGAAACAAGGUGGUCAUCACUGACAGAAUGUGGGCAAGGCUUCUAUCCUCCACCAAUCAACCAAGCUUUCUGAGCGCUGAGUACAUCGAAGGAAUAAAAACUCCAAGAGAGCCACCGAAAUAGGUUUAUGUCGAGAACGAACUUGCAUCGAAGUUACAGGUCAGAACUCGAAAACAAAAUGAUAUCAAAUAAUAUAUGGACUUUUGUAUAUGGAAAUAAAUUUUGUAACAUGCAUUACCAUCAUAUGGUGCUUCAUGGAGCCACGUUAGAUCAUCCUAUUUUUAUUUUUUAAUGGAGCUACGUUUUGUAAAUUUGCUGUCUUCUAGUUCAGAAGUAUGCAAUUGGAAUGCUAUCUAGUGUGAGGUAGUAAUAGUGAUGUUGUCUUGAAUAAAAGGUAAUUCGGUGUAAUAAGUUGAUGUCAAUAUGAGAUUUUUAGGAAGGAUUAUUAUAUAUAGUCGUACUGUGUAUUAUAAUUUUGUCGAUCAUGUUUUAAGACUUCUCUUAAAAUAUUAUCUGGAUUAUAAGAAAA
Messenger RNA from Zingiber officinale, 2148 nucleotides. RefSeq names its product ATP-dependent 6-phosphofructokinase 6-like. Gene Ontology annotation, cellular component: cytoplasm. Gene Ontology annotation, biological process: fructose 6-phosphate metabolic process; glycolytic process. Bases 144 to 1742 code for a protein of 532 amino acids. The record is from RefSeq and is a predicted model, not a curated record. NCBI's taxonomy places the organism in Eukaryota, Viridiplantae, Streptophyta, Magnoliopsida, Zingiberales, Zingiberaceae. Gene Ontology annotation, molecular function: ATP binding; 6-phosphofructokinase activity. The transcript is spliced from 14 exons.